This is a messenger RNA of Anastrepha ludens (Mexican fruit fly), 9655 nucleotides long. RefSeq lists its product as uncharacterized. Gene Ontology annotation, biological process: regulation of transcription by RNA polymerase II. Bases 1 to 4806 code for a protein of 1601 amino acids. Gene Ontology annotation, molecular function: DNA binding. Gene Ontology annotation, cellular component: nucleus. The record is from RefSeq and is a predicted model, not a curated record. The transcript is spliced from 6 exons. NCBI's taxonomy places the organism in Eukaryota, Metazoa, Arthropoda, Insecta, Diptera, Tephritidae.
AUGUGCGUCAUCAACGCUGCCGCCAUCGCCAGCAACUGUCGUUGCGCCGUCGCUACUAACCCGGUUUGUGCCCUUUUUUUCGUGGCCAAAAGUGCACGCACGCUCGACACGCAUAGCGGUGGCAACAACGUGCAGCAGAAUGACGCGACAAUGGGGCGAGACGGGUUGGCAGGCUGCAGGGCAUUGGGCAAGUGCACUAUUGGCGCACCUCUUGGCAACAAUCUCACUCCCUUACGCGUGCAACACUACUUCUGGCCUACGACUUGCAACAGCAAUGCGACUAUUAGUUGCACUUCCUGCUUAGAACGGAUCGCUGAGGAGUUGAUGGAACGCAUGAAAUGGAAGCAAUAUCAAGAGCCAUUAACUACGCGCAACCAUACAAAUCACACCGUACAAUCGCCAGCCGAGACAGCAGCAACAGCAGAAUUACCACCAGCAACAGCAGCAGCAGCAACAGCUGCCGCCAGUACAACAGCGACCUCAGCAGCCACACAAAACUCAGUAGAACAACAAACAUCCACAGAGCACAGAUCAACGCCAAACGAUCAUCAGCACGAUCAGCGUGUAGAGGAACAGAAAAUUUCAAAUUUACAGCAGCAAAAAUUGAUCAGCGAUCUAGCAGACGCCAAGAGCGUGAAGACUUCGUCAUACGGCAAGGCCAACGGCACCGCAACGGGCAACAACAGCAAUUACAGCUAUCAACACGAGCAACACCACGAUCGCACAGUCCAAGGCGAAACGGGUGCCGAACAGCAACAGCAACAACAACAAUACAAAGGAAAUACGCCGUCACACGAUUGCGUAGAAAUUGCAGCGGCUAAAGAAAGGAAGGAGGGGCAACCUGUUGCAGAUAACAUUACAACAUCACAAAAUCACAACCAACUUCACCACAAUAAUAGUAAUAGUAGUUUAGCAUUAAAUAACAACAAAAUUUGCGGCAACAACAACACAUCAACAUUUACAACAAAAGUAACAAAUUCAUCACACACAAUAACGCAAGCAAGCAUCACAAGCGUAAGUGCCACAGAGAAAAGCCUGCUUGUACCUACAUCACCACCGUCAAAGCGUACAUCUUCGCCAGCUACAAAAGCGCCAGAGGUGCCACGUGCGCCCACCACCGAGCCGGUAGAUUGGAAACCGAAUGAGAAGUGUUAUUUUUGCGUGGACGGCAGAUUACUCACGGUGAACGCGAAGGGCGAACUAGUAGCCGAGUCGGCGGGCCCAGUUGUGUCCGCCGCCGGCGGCGAUCCAGUGGAGCACGGUCACAAGCUUGAGACCGAUAGCGAUUCAAAUGAAUCAUCACAUGUGAAUUUGGUGAACAGUACAACAACUGCGGCUGUAGUGAACCCAUUAAUACAUAACAAUAACAGCAGCACUAACAACAACAACAACAAUAAUAAUAACAAUCGCAUCGACUGGAACAAGCUGUUAACGACACGUUUAGUAGAUUUGCCAGCGAACAUGACUUCAAUGGAUUCGAUGGCAGCGCAAUUAGCAGUAAUUUCUGGUUAUCCAAACUUCAAUUGGCUACAAUUGAUGCAACAACAACAGCAACAACAACAACAGCCACAUCAACUACCGACACAUCAACAACAGCAUCAGCAACAACAACAGCAGCAACACCAGCAACAGCAGCAGCAGCAACAUCAGCCCCAGCAACAGCAACAACAAACAAACUCGGCGACACCAACUACCUCAGAGACAUCGGCCGCCGCUGUUAGUCCGCCACUCAAGGAUUCACCCAGUCCCAGUGAUGCCACCGGUGAACAACCAUUAGAUCUUAGUUCCAAACCAUCGCCAAGUUCAUCUAUUAGCGGCGAUUUGAAAGCAGUGCGUACGAAAACAUCACGGACCACGCCCACACUCCCUGCACGCCGCCCCUACGACGAUGACGUGCUAAACAGCGCCGUACAAGGUCUUCUCAGUGGAAAAUACAGCGCAAAUACCCGCAAACCACCAGACCAAUACAGUAGCAGUGCGACAUCGAGCACCAUACGUACAAGAUGUAAUCGCCCUGCGAUGGGCGGCAAACGCCUCAACGCCCACCUUACAAAUGCUCUAUUGCAAGGUUUAGAAAUGGACAAGGAUUUGUCGGGUGAUGAAUGCAACGCUGCUGAUGCUAGCACGCUCAUGACUGGUGGUCAUGGGAGUAACGCUUCAACACCACAACCAGAACCCGCCACACAUUCAGCACUCGAAGAGCUCGCCAAUCGUCUAAGCGCCACGCAUUCGAUACGUAAGCUGUGCGUAAAUAAUGGCAGCAGCGAUGCGGCGAGGCGCGAAAGCGACAUUGACGCUGCAAACUGCGCCGUAUUGUCUCCCAAGCCGAAUGCAUUGUAUAUAGAUCCGGCUAAGCGUGAUACUGGUACACCUUCGAGCAGUGCUACGCCGCAACCGCAGCAAUCACCGCAGGCAGGACUUGAUACAACUUUUGCAAUUUUGCAGGCGUUCUUGUUUACUCUCACCAGCUUUGGCGCUUUGCAACAGCGUGCAGACCAGCCCAUAACACUGCGUGAUCUUGUAGCCAAUUUGAAAGAUAUGUUGGAAGCGCAUACAACGGGUGAUUUGAAUGUGGAAGGUCUUAUCAAUAAUGGAAAGCCAAAUAUAAUGGAUCAGCCAUUGUUGUUGCAGAAGCUGCAGCAGCAGACCUCAGCAUACGCGGCGCAACGCUUGCCCAAAUCAGAUACUCCAGAGACGACAAGUUCAAUUGACACGCACGAACCGAUUGGUGAGGAUCUGGCUUCGUCGAUUCUUAAGAUUCCGUCCUAUAAGCCCGCGGCAAGCACGCCCACUCCAACAUCGGGUGCAGCACGCACCUCCUGCUCCCCAUCUUUGCUGUGUAACAACUCCAACGCCAAUUCAAUGCCAAAUCCUAAUGGCGAUAGCCCCCAUUCAGCGCCCUCCCCACGUAUGGCCAGCUCAAUGUUGGCCGCUGCAGUGGCGGCUGUAAGCAACAAUGGCACCUCGACUUCUGCCGGCCGUCAGGGCAACGACCUCUCAGUGAUUUCGCCCCCGUUGCUACAACACCGCCAAUCACCACCGUCGUUCAGCUUUCGUGAUGUGAUCGCGAGAGGCAUCCACCGCACUAUGAAUGAGCAAGCGAACCAAGAAGCGCAUGCGGCAGCAGCUGCUGUUGCCGCAGCCUCAGCACCUAUGCUCGGCUUGUGUUUAGAAAUGGAGCGCUCAGCCAAUAACAACAGCGGUGGCAGUGCAGAUUACAAGAAACCAACCAUUUCAGUCGUGAAGAAUAUAGGCGGUACUGAUACAACUCGUUUUGGCGCUGCACCCAAUCUAUUGGCUGGCACCAGUGCGGCUGGCGCGCCUGGUAGUAGCUCCAGCGCGCACAACUCGCACGGCUACCACCAGUCGCAUUUGCAUAAUGCCCAUCACCAUCACUCGCACCACCUUAGCCGCCAAGAUGCCGCAGCACUUGCCGCCGGUAAAGGUACCCGACCCAAACGUGGCAAGUAUCGCAACUACGACCGAGAUAGUUUAAUUGAAGCAGUGCGCGCUGUACAGCGUGGCGAAAUGUCGGUGCAUCGUGCAGGCAGCUACUUUGGCGUGCCGCACUCCACGCUCGAGUACAAAGUUAAGGAGCGGCAUUUAAUGCGACCGCGCAAGCGUGAGCCCAAGCCCCAGCCUGGUCUGGAUGGCAGCAGUUCGACCUCGGCCAAAUCAAACUCCAACAUUCCUGGUCACCACAAUAAUCUUAGUAAAAUGAAACUGGGCGGCGCUGGCAGUGGCAGCUCAAAUUCCAAGCUAAACGAAACACUUAAGGGCAACAGCAACUCGGCAUCGGCAGCGUUCCCCCCCACAGCACCGAAUGGCAUGAAAUUGCCCAUUUUCGAUCCCAUGCAAUAUCCGGGGCAUCUAUUUUGGAAUCAUUCCCCAGCUUUUAGUCCAAUGCACAUGGAAUUCAAUCGCAAUACAGUGGCGGCGCAAAAUGCAAGCGCUGCACAACGCUACACUGAAGAAGCGCUGCGUGGUGGCGCAUCGGCAGGUACACCAUCCAAUGCUAACAGCCCCAGUCCUAUAGCCAGUCCGCUAUCCGCUGCUGCAGGUCAUGCGCUCAAUAUGAAGAGUGCGCGCGAAAUUGCUGAGAAUUUAUAUGAAAGUGGCGGCGCUAAUGGUUCCUCAAUACUCGACGGCAUCAUACGAAAGACGCUCGAUCGCAAGAGUGCCGAUGUUGGCCCGCCACCCAGCGUUCCCACCGGUGGAGCAUUACUGGAUCAAUUGCUGGUCAAGAAAAGUGCGCCUCCACCGUACGUUAGCAACAACAUCAACGAUCAUGUCUCAGCCUCGGCUAUGAGUUUAGGUACCAAACGCGCCGGCAGUCCGUUGCCCUAUACGGAAAUUAAACGCGAACGUGGCAGCCCGCAGCAUAGCAGUGGCGACGACGAUGAUGACGACGCCUCACGCAGUGGCACUGAGGAGAUGAGCUACGAGCAUAAUAACAACAACAACAGCAAGAGUAGUUUCAGCGGCAAUAAUGAAUUGCUACUACAGCAUCAGCACUUGCACCAGCAACAACGCAGUCGUAGCCGCAGCCGAUUAACCUCACACGACUCCGCCGAAACCGAUACGAGUAGUAUACCCAGCGAUCUCAUGCCAAAUCACAGCAGCAGCAGUAAACUAGUUGCGGAUCUAAAUGGAAGUGGAGGCAGUGCGGGAAUGAGUGGGUUGGUGCCCAAAGUGGAACCACUGCUGGAAUUAGGGCGUGUGCCACCGGCUUUAGGUGGGACCUCAAUACUACAGGAAAAGUUAGCGCAAAUCAAGGCAGAACAAGAGAAUGAAGAAAAUUUAUAGAGGCGAACAACUUGGCAAUAUGGCGUAUUGGCGGUGAAGGAGUAAAAGGCACUACAGAGAUGUAUGUAUGCCAUACGUAGGCGAAAUAUACAAGAGCCGAAUGUAGGCUCAGUAGAUGAGUACAAGGGCAUGGGCGAAAUGGGCGCACAGCGCAAGCGCACCAUCAACGACACCAGCAGGCGUACAAUUCUGCCUAAACUACGAUAGUGGAUGGGCAAAUUUAGAACGCAACAGGAUUAACUGAACCUGCGGGCAUGGAACGCUGUCAAAUGCUGUUGGGCAAACACUUGUGGCACUAUGAAGGGUGAUAAGGGGUGAUUAGCGAUCAAAGAUCGCUGAUCGCUGAGCGGUAAUCGGUUCAAAACAAGUUUAGUCAAAAUUUAAGUGAGGGAAUUUAAGCUCUUAGUUUACUUCAAGCAAACAUACAUUCACUUAGUACAUACAUACAAAUAUAUAAUGGUAAUAUAUAGGAGAAAUUAUGUAUUCACAAAUACAUAGGUACUUGUAAACACUUACACGCAACAGUAACACACAUAAAGUAACAAAUAAAAAGGGAGGACAUUCGGGAAUUUGUGUAUGAUUAAAAUGUACAGUUACAUACCUACACAGCAAAUGCAAACAGACAACCAUAAAGUAAAAACAAAUUUUUAUUUAAUAUAUACAAUAUCUGUAAUACAUAUGUAUGUGUGCAUUUAGCCAGAAAACGCAUGUAUGUGUUUAUUUAUAAUAAGAAGUGAAAUAUUACAACAAAAUCAAAGGAAAGUAUCGACGCAUAGGAUAAAGAGGGGAGUAGAAAACCAAAAAGAAAAAAAAGAAUAUAUAUAUAUAUACAUAUAUAUAAUAAUGAUGGCUAACACGAAACGGAAAAGGAAGGAAAAAAGUAGAAAUGAAAUGGAAGAAUAGAUUUGUGAACAAGCUGUUGUACAAUUAAAAUAAUUAUAAAAAUGAGAACUCAAAUAACACAAGCAAAACAUUAAUAGGUAACAGUUAUAACUAAAUAAAUAUACAACACAACAAUAAAUAUAAUAAUAAAAACCAACAAGCAAAUAAAAAUAAAGUAAAAUAAUUUAUCAUAGAUAUGUGUACCAGUGGAUUUGUGUCCAUUGUAAAAAAAGAAAAACAACAAAAGAUAUUGAAAGUUUUCUGUUUCGUUUUCUGACAAUCGACAAAUAGGCUCUUCUUGUACAAACAAACAAAUGAUUCUAACUACAAGCAAACAAACAUCAAAUAAAUAGGAAAGUGACAAACCGAAAAUAAUUUAGAUGCAAAAUUAAAUCCCACAAAUCUAACAAUAAACGCAAAAACAAAGUAACGCAAAUCCAAAAGCACGCAUAAUACAAAUAAAUAAAUAAAAAACCACAAAUAUGUAAUAUUAUAUGACUUUAUAAUAAGCUAAUAACGGUAAAAUCAAUCACUAGACAGAAUAAUAGAUGAGAACUCAACUCAGAAGCUAAAAAACAAAAAAAAACGUGCAAAUUUUUUACACUUCAGUUUUCUCUGAUUUUCGAUAAAUUUUGUUUUCAUAAUUAAAAUCGAAUUUUGAAAAACAAGAAAACAGACAAAACGAAAAUACAGCAAGAGAAUGCUUGACUUGUUCAACCAAUAUUCAAAACAAAGCAAAACAAAUCCAAAAACAAUAAUACCAACAACAGCAAUAAAAGCAACUACAAGCAGUAAUAAAAUUCAACCAACGAUCAGCCAACAACUACAAUACCAACCAACCAACCAAUACAGUAACCAGUCAACAGCAAAUACGCAGUUAUAAACGCAGCAAUAACCAUAGUAGUAACAGGACAACAACAGCAGCAGCAGAAAUAAUCAACAAUAAUAGAAGUAACCAAUUCAGAAGCUAUCACCACAUACAAUAACUCAAAAAGCAAUAAACAAAUCCGUAAUGAUAUUCCAAAUUGGAUUGUGUAAGAAAAGUAGACAUCUAAUCAUUCAUUCCACAUUAGAGAGAAUAAUAAGGUGGCGCCGAUCGAAGUACCGCUACUUUGCUCUCAGCGAAUUUAACAUAAUCUCUGUGUGUGUGACGUCGCACUUGUGCAAUUUGUUUGUAUAUUCUUACAAUUUAUUUUGUUCUCGCUCGCUCAUUGGCAACAUAGUGGCCCCUGCGCUCUUCGCCUCUCUGUAUAAAAUACAGGUAUGUGAGAAAAAGAGCGCUGAUUAAAGACAGCCGCUGAUGGUUAAAUAAUCCCUUAAAAUCUGAUCGAUCAAUGCAAUGGAAUCUAAAAAGUAGGACCAAAAACUUCAAAGCAACCAAAAAAACAGCUACAUAAAAUAACUUUUAGAGAAAAACACCUCACUUUUAACAUUUACAAGUCUAUUUGCCAAGUUGUCAAAAAAAUUGUGCCUUCGAGCCGUUAUGAUAUUGUUGCAUAUUUUACGAAGCUCCAGUGCCACUUUUGGUUUCCAAGCGUAUGUGAAAUGCUCUCUCAACAAAAUUUGGAAAGUUAUAUCAAAACUCGCUAUUGGCGAUGUAAUGACCCUUUCAAAUCACGUUAAACAAGUUUAGUUUUUAAAAUAGACAUCCACAUCUUUUAUUAAUUCCUAUCAUAAGAUGGUAGAAAUCCUAUGAGCCGUUAGAGGCUUAUUUGGGAAUGUUGAACUGUUACUUCUUAAGAUCUCAAGGUUCCAAUUUCUGUUCAAAGUUUCCUACUGAGUGCGAUAUCCAAACUCAAAGAGCACAAAUCUGUUAGCAUGCCAAGAAGUGCCGAAGUUCGUGAAUAUGAAUAAUGGCAUAAAUAAUUAAAAAUAUGUUGGCCUAAAAUAUCUUCCAGCGAGAAUAAGGAAGAAAGUCCUUUUGGGAAUUUCCUCUUAGAUGAGCAGAGUGAGCUUUUCUUUACCGAAUCAUCUCGUUAAAUAUUCUUCACGUAUUUAUGGAAUUAGAUGAUACAGUACAGUACAAUACAGUUUUACGUCACAGAGAAGUCUUCGCAGCACUUUUCAGUACCAAACCAAUUGGAAUAAUUAUUACUUUGCAAUAGUUACAUAAAUACAACGAACGGAACAAUCGAUCGCAACACACAAGAUAGUCCAGUAAAGAUCAGCAACGCAGAUAAAACAACCGAAAACCUACAACAACAAUAGACUACACACGCAAACUCAACUAAAAAUCAACAAACCGUAAUAACAAAAAAUGGCAAGACUUUGUGUGAAUUGAUUUUUUGGCAAGAAUGCUUCAAAUUGUACUAAGGGUACGCUGUCAGUAAACACUUGUUUACUAAAAGAUGCUCAUUUGCACAAAAUUUUUCCACUCAAAGUCGAGCCAUGUGUAAAUUUAAUAUUUAGUUGAUAUCUAAUAGAUUUGUAUGAUUUUUUCUUUUCAAUUACGAAACUAUUGAUAAAAAUAUUAAAGCAAAAAUAUCAAAAAAAGUAAUAAAAAUUAGAACACUUCAGAAAUCCUCAAAACGGAAAUCAAUAAACAAAGCUGCCUUCACAUUUACAAAAAGAUAAAAGAAAAACACAAAAUCAUUCAAAGGGAAUAUUAAAAAUUUAAAAUGCUAAAAUUUGUAAGAGAAAAAUUUGCAAAUAUUUAAUGACAUAAUAAGAAUCUUAAGCCAAAAUUAAUUUGGAAUUAUUGGAAAAACUUACAAUUUCUGUGUAAAAAAUAAAUUUCCCCGACCCCGGCCUCUUCUAGCCAAACACACACACAUAUACUUGACUUUAUUGUUUAAAAUUGUAACAGAAAAACUGAAAAUGAACUUUUAAAGUUUGAAAAAAAAUAAUAAAAAAAUAAGAAAGCAAGGCCAAUCAAUGUAAACCAAAAUUAUACAAAAUAUCACUCGGUGUUAAAUUUUAUAACUAAGAAAUAUUUCGACCCACAUUUGUAUACCUAUGCACAUACAUAUACAUACCAAAAAUAUAUCUACAAAACAUAUUUAAUGUAAUAUAAAAAAAUGCUAAUUUAUGCUAAAUUAAAUGUUUGGUGUUUGUGUAGAAGAAAAAGUAUAAAAAUAUCAAAAAAAUCCACUUUUGGCUUAUAAAAAUAUUUAAGGAGGAGAAAUCUUUCGGAGUCGCAAACAUUUCAGAUCUUGAAUAUAUACACUUCAAACCUUAUAUGUAUGAUAUGUAUGUGUCUUCGUGUCGAGUAUACCUCAAAAAUAAACAAAACAUCAUCAUUUUGCAUAAAAAGGAAGAUAGUCUAGAUCAGGUGAAUUAAAUUAAUUAUUAUAUAAUAAAAAAGAAAAAUGCUUGAUCAGAACACUUUUAUAUGUACAUAUACAUAUAUUUAAAUGUAUAUUCCAGGCUUUGGAAAAAUUGCUUUAAAAAAUAUGAGAUAUACAAUAUUAAAAUUUUCCUUUUAAGAAAAUUUGUGUGUGUUAAGGCCAACGAGAUUUGUUUGAGAAAAGGUAGUGACGAAUGUUGCUCUCAAUAAUUAACAUUAUUCUUUGAAACUACGAGAUAAAUGGUUUACAAACUUCAAAAAUUAUUUUUAAAAUAAAACGUUUGACUUUUAUUUUAAUUUACAUCCGGCAAGUAGUUUAUAUAGGUUCCAUUAACUCCUCAUUUCAUUUGUGGAGUAACAUCAAUACGCACGCCACAAAUAGGAGUAGGAGCUCGGCCAAAUGCCUAACAAAAAUGUACGCGUCAGUUAUUUUUUUAUUAAUUCGUAUUUAGGGUAUACGGCGUCGUAAUUAAUUGGCACUAUUUUCCCAGAUUGGGAAACUAACAUUCUCACAAAUUUAAAACGUUAAAACUUUAGUUUACUAAUUUUUGAUGAAUUUAAUUUUUAGCAAGUUUUUUUCAAAAAUAUGAAAAGUGUAAACUUUCAAAAUUAUUUUUGAAUUCAAAUAUAGGUAUGACUAACUUCAAAAACCUAAACAAAACAUUUUCAAAAAUUUCAAAA